AUGAGCAGCCAAUAUGAAACUGCUACGGUCAGUGUUAUUGAUGAGGAGAUGCUACAGAAGGCUGUGGAAGAGCAAGGCCCUAAAGGCCAAGCCGGACGCAUAGCUAAGGAGGAGGGCGUCCAGUAUAACGAACUCUUACAGCUACGUCUAGACUACAGGAAUAUCCCGAGGAUUGACCAUUUAUGGCAAUUCACUUCUCUUACUAAACUUCAGUUGGACAACAAUGUAAUUGAGAAAAUUGAGGGAUUAGAAUGCCUCACAAAUCUGAUAUGGUUGGAUCUGUCAUUCAAUAAUAUUGAGGUAAUAGAAGGACUGAACAAACUUUUAAAACUCGAGGACCUGAGUUUGUCCAACAACCGCAUUUCCAUCAUUGAGAACAUGGACACCCUCCGAAAUCUGCAAAUUCUUUCUCUUGGAAACAACCUCAUUGACAAGCUUGAUAAUGUUAUCUAUCUGCGAAAAUUUAGCAAUUUGCGCACCCUUAACCUUGCUGGAAAUCCAGUCUGCGACGAAGAAAACUAUAAGCUUUUUGUCACUGCACAUCUUCCAGACUUGGUUUACCUGGACUUCAGGCUAUUGAAUGAACAAACACGUGAGAUGGCAUAUGCCAAGUACCAGUAUGCAGUUGAGGAGAUGCGACACAAUGAGAGCCAGGAGCAGAAAGCCGUAGAAGAAGAGCAAAGAAAAGAAGCAGAGCUGCAGUUGCACAAGGAUGCCUUUGUGGAAUUCUUGAAUGGGCCACAUCUGUUUGACAGCAUGUUUGCAGAUGAUGCUGAAGCAGCCAAAUUAGCUUACAUUCCUGGAGUGGCUACACUGCUGGAGUAUUACCAGAGCCAGCUGGUGGAAUUGUGUAUGCAAGUGUUUGAAGCUGGGUUAACCCAGCAUGGACGGAGAGCAGCAGAGGUCCAGUGCUUCCAGGAUUGUUCUCGUGAGGCUGUGUCUGACAACCAGCAAAGAGCAGCACAGAGAGCAGCUGAGUUUGAGAGAUCCAGGAGAGAGAUGAUGGCAGAGAUACAGCAGACUACAGAUAGCAAGUUCCUGAAGUCCCAGAUAAACCAGUACAUGGAUGAGAUCAACACGCUCUAUGAAUCCCUCAUGACCAUGGAGCUACAGCUAGUGGAUCAACUAGAGGAGAUUAUAAAAGAAUUUGAAAGGAACAUUUCAGACAUGGUUGGAGAGUUCAUCGAAGUCGUGCAAGGGAUAUUUGCCCAGUGUCGGGACCUUGAGAACCAUCACCAUGAGAAAAUACUGGAGAUCGCCGUGGCAACAUUGGAGAGAGUGGCCAAGAAUGAGCUGGACGAUGACAUGCCUGAUGAUGUCCGCAUGCUCUUUGUAGAUAAGGACACUGUGAUCAAUGCAGUCAGCGCUUCCCACGACACCCACCUGGGGAAGAUUGACAACAGGGAAGAUGAGCUGGUGACACGGAUAAACAGCUGGAUGAGUGCACUAUUGAAUUCAAUACAUGAAGAAGAGGUGAAGAGGAAUCGCAAGCGCAUUGCAGAGAUUGAUCAUUACAUUUCUUAUGUGAAAGAGCAGCUGAAUGAUCUGAGCCUAUAA
Chanos chanos (milkfish) is the source of this 1557-nucleotide messenger RNA. RefSeq names its product dynein regulatory complex subunit 3 (gene drc3). Gene Ontology annotation, molecular function: protein binding. Gene Ontology annotation, cellular component: cilium. The transcript is spliced from 12 exons. The record is from RefSeq and is a predicted model, not a curated record. Lineage: Eukaryota; Metazoa; Chordata; Actinopteri; Gonorynchiformes; Chanidae. Bases 1 to 1557 code for a protein of 518 amino acids.